This is a messenger RNA of Cuscuta epithymum, 5647 nucleotides long. Lineage: Eukaryota; Viridiplantae; Streptophyta; Magnoliopsida; Solanales; Convolvulaceae. The record is from the annotation of a GenBank genome assembly.
AUAAUAGAAUAAGAAUGGUGUUGUGGUCGUAUCCUUCAACUCCAAAGCAGCUCUCUCUCACUCUCUGCGGUAUCUUCGUCGGAAUCUCUUUCAUCUCCGCCGGCGCUUACCUCUCCUACUCCAACAUCGGCCCUCAACAAGCCCGCGUUAAGGCCCGAAAGGACUACGUCAAAUCACGUCUCAGGCGGCUCCUCCAAGAUUAGUUAGUGCGGAGUAAAUUGUUCCAUACAUGUUUCCGAAUGCUGUUCUUCACCUUUUCGGAUUUCUAGGUACUCUAAUUAAUUUUUUCCUGCUAGCUUUUAUGUUUUUGCUUCCUUCUUCUGUUGUUGGAAACAGGGAUUACGCAUUCAUUCUUAAAUAUGAUUAUGGAGGGGUGUGUUUGAGAGGUUGUUUUGGAGGGGUGGGGAAGGUUGAUAGGGUUUAUGACCUCCUUUCCAUGUUUUGAAGUUUAUAAAACAGGAGGACUCAUGUGGCCCUCCAAAACAGCUCAAUUUUUGAGUUCCCCAAUUUGGAGGGUUUUGAAGAAUAAUUAACAAAAUGUUAAUUUAACCUCAAUUAGAAAUAAAUAUCAAUUGAUUAUUUGAAUGCGUCAUCUCAAAGUGAUUUUAAUUAUAAUUCAUUCAAAAACUCUCACUCCUCUCCCUUUCCCCUCCAACAACAUACCAGGCUUCCCCUCCCCUUCCCUCCAAACUCCCAAACAUACCCUUAAAGUUUCCCUUGCGUGUGAAGAGUAGAGAGCAAUGGAGCAAGGAUUUAAACUAAAUUGCACAAAGUAUGGGGGUUUAGAGUUACGAAAUCUGGAGUAGAGAUUGAAGAAAAGAGGUGGGGAAGCAGGGAAAAUUAUAGGAAGAAAGGUUCUUUUUCUUCAUUCAUCACAUGAGGAAACAAUUCAAUCGUAUUGCUUCAAUCCUUGUAGGUUAAAAAUGAAAAGUUAUAAAUUGGGAUCUCCAGCUCAGCAUAUGUUAUCAGGAUGUAUUAGAUUUAGCCUGGUGAUUUUUAUCAAACCUUUUCUUUUAAGUCCCUGCACUCUGCAUUCUUUAUAGAUUCUUUACAGAUAUGCUGGCCUUUUGUCUUAUUUAUAUUUUACCUCAAUUCUUACACAAUAUUUGAAUCUUCUCAAUUGGAUAUUAGGAUUCAAAUGUGUAUAGUAAUUCUGUAAUUGUAAGUCAAAGUUACAAUAUGAAGGAAGAAACAAGUAAGCAUUUCUACAAGUUUACAUUCAUCUUUCUUUGAUCAAGUGUUUUCCAGUGGACAUUGGCUGAUUCUUUGUCCUCCGUUACUGGCAAUUCAAUAAUUUGGUACAGGAUUCUUGAUCUUUCUUGUUACAGUGUAACUGUCUUAUUGGUGCAUCAUCUGGAGCAACUGUACGCAUCUAAGAAGCACCCACACUCACGUUUCCCCUUUUUGAAACUUGCUGGAAACCCGGACACCUGGAAAUUUAAAAGUCUCAUUCCAGGGCUGUUUCUGUAAUUAAAAAGAAUCGGGAAAUUCAUUUCGCUAAAUAAUUAGCUUUUCAGAAAGUUCGGGAGUCCAUUUUUCUUCUUCUUUAGGGAAAGUAGUGUGUAUAUUUUUUUAAAAUAAUAGUGGUUUUCUGGGAUUUUUUCUUUGCAAAAUCGUGAUAUUUCAUAACACAGUGCAUUGCUAGAAAUGUAUUGUAUUUUUUAACUAAUUAUAUACUAAUAUGUAAUAAUUUCUAAAUUUGAACAUGGGGACUCUAUUUAUUACUGUUUCCCCAUGUUUUGUAUCCUUUUUUUAAUCUCAUUUGUCAUUUCACGUGUCCGUGCUGCGUAGGUCUGCAUAAGUUGAAUAUGUGUUUGUCCAUUUUGUACCCCGUUGAGUUUUUGUAUUUGAAUUGGUGACAUGAAUAGGUAUUGUUUAUGUUCACUAUCACCAGCUAUUGGGAGUUGUGACCUUCAUUUGUUUGUGUUUGUGUUAUAUAUACAUGUGUAUUUUAGUAUGCAUAUAUGUGUCUGUGUGUAUCCUUCCUUAUAGGAGCAUAUGCUAAGAUAUGAAGCUUGACAUGUUUCGUUUUCUACUAUGCUGUUUUCGAGUGUUGUGAACCACUGAUUUCUAUUUAUACCAGUAUUGAUCAGGACUAAAUGCUUUCUGGUCUCAGGCAGUUCACAAAAACACAAAAAUCAAUAAACCUGUUAGGCUGUCAGCUUUGGAUUACAACGUUGUGCUCUAUGGAAAGCACCCCACAAUCAAGUGUCCAAAUGCCACCUACAGUCAACCUUACACGGGCAUAUACACUUGCUGUUCAAACCCCCUCUUUUAGUGAGAUAUGGACCAAGUUUCAUCAUGACACCAUUUCUGAACAGAAUAUUGAUGUAGCUGAACUUAAUUUUGAGGAGGAAACCGUGAAAUUAGAGGAUGUACUUAAACUAAGUCAUGAUGAUAUAGAGUUUUUUUCUUAAAUAAUGCUAACAAACAAAAUAUUUUCAUAAUUGAUGUUGGGUCAAAAUUAUUUCCCAAUCUACUGCUCCACAAACUCUAGUUACACCAUGGGAAGCCUACGCAUGACUACCGUAGGGGUCACUGAAAAGCACACCACAAUUGGUAGAAGAGCAAUGGUGGGACCCAAUAAAAUAAAACAUCCCAUUUUUCUUAGAAAUGCUAUAACUUUUAUAUUUAUACUCCGAUUUUUCAAAACAAUAUAUCAUAAUUCAUAACUUUUUAUUAUCUUUCAUAUGACACCAAUAUUGUAUAUAUAAAAAAUAAAUAAUAAUUUAACUCUUUAAAAAUUUCAUGUAUUUUAAAGUAUUAAAACUUUUUUUAUUUGUAUUCUGAUUGUUUUAAAACAUACUCUCUCUGCCCCCUAUAAUUGUCUUCUUUUUCACUUUUGUGUGACUCUAAUUCAUUCUUACUUUAUUUGCACUUUAUCAACUCAUUAUUAAUCACAUAAUUCUAUUUUUCUUAAAAAUCACACCACUUUCUUAUGUUCCAAUAUUAGGGGGCGGAGUAGUAUAUAUAAAAAAUUUCAUAAUAUUUUAUUAUAUUUUAUAUGACACUAAUAUUUCAUAGGUAAAAAUAAAAAAUAAUUUGGUACUUUAAGAAAUUUUUAGAGUUAUACCUUUUUAGUAUAAUUUGGUACCUUUUCUUUAAAAAUUUCUGGAUAAUUUGUUUUAGUGUUAUACCCUUUUGACUAAUAAAUACAUAAUUUAUCACGUUAAAAAAAUCUCAAUUAUUUAAAUUGCUAUUACUUUUUUAUUUGUAGUCUAAUCGUUACAUAUAAUAUAUCAAAAUUCAUAACUUUAAGAAUGAGCACGAGACACUACGAGGCGAUUAUUUUAAAAAGAGUGUCUCAAUUCAAAGUACGGUUCUUCUGAAAAUUAUAGAACCAGUACCCUCGAAUAUGUAUAGAACAUGUCCCGUUCUGUAUCAAUUUUUUAUACGGAUGGAUAUAGUUCUUAAGUACUCCCUCUCAACUAUUGAACUUUGUCAACUUUCGCUUUUUGAUUAUCUUAAAAAAUAUACAUAGUAGUACUUUAAAAAUUGUGAACUUUUUUAAAGUGCUAAAUUAUUGUCUAUUUCUAUAUAUGAAAAUUAGUAACAAAUGAAAGAUAAUAAGAAAUUAUGAGUUUUGAUAUACCUGGAGUACCAAAAAAGGUAUAACACUAAAAAAAUUAUUAGAGUACCAUAUUUAAUUAUUUUUACUAUGAAAUAUUAGUGUCAUAUAAAAAGAAAUAAUAAAUCAUUAUGAAUUUUGAUAUAUACUACCUCCACCCCCUAAUAAUUAGACAGGAUGAAGUGGUAUAUUUUUUAAGAAAAGUAGAAUUAUGUGGUUGAUAAUGAGUUUAUAAAGUGGUAAUAAAGUAAGAAUGAAUUAGAGUCACACAAAUGUUAUAUUAACAAAUAUGACGUGUGACAUUAAUAGGGGAACUUCCAAAAGUGGAAAAAUGGAAUAAUUAUAGGGGGCGGAGAAAGUAUGUUUUAAAACAAUCAGAGUACAAAUAUUUUUUUAAUACUUUAAAAUACAUGAAAUUUUUAAGGUGUUAAAUUAUUAUUUAUUUUUUAUAUAUACAAUAUUGGUGUCAUAUGAAAGAUAAUAAAAAGUUAUGAAUUAUGAUAUAUUGUUUUGAAAAUUCGGAGAAUAAAUAUAAAAGUUAUAGCAAUUUUAAGAAAAAUGAGAUUUUUUAUUUUAUUGGGUCCCACCAUUGCUCUUCUACCAAUUGUGAUUGCUUUUCACAACUCCUUCGGUAUUCAUGCGCGGGCUUCCUAUGGGCUAACUAGAGUUUGUGGAGCAGUAGAUUGGGAAAUAAUUUUGACCCAACAUCAAUUAUGGAAAUAUUUUGUUUGUUAGCAUUACUUAAGAAAAAAACUCGAUGAUAUAGAAGUAGCACUUUCUGAAAUAGGAGUUGACAAUUUUUCCCAACUUGUCUUUAACUUCUUUAACCACAGUGAGGAAACGGCCCGGAAAUGUCUGUUUCUUUCUGAAAGCAUCCACCAUGCUCGCCGCUUAUAUGACCCUCUGGAUAAACUUAUUGAUACUGUAGAUAAAUAUUCCCUUUCGCAAGACCAAUGUGAUGCAGCAUUCGACGUAUUUCAUCAAAUUGACAAAAUUGAAAAUCCAUUCCCCGGGUCCAACAGCAUUUUCAACGAUAUGCAUAAUUGCUACUUCCAACUGAAGAAACAGAUUGACCUUCUGAUUGGGAAUUCACGCUCAAAGCUUCAGCUUCUCCGUCAUGCAACCAGAUGUUGUACCAUAUGCUUUCUUGUUGUUGCUGUCGGAGUGGCCACCUGUGCUAUUCUGAUCGCAACUCCUGCUCUCGUUAUCCUUUUUGCUACCCCAGUCUGUCCUACUUUCUUUCCUGUGAAGAUAAACAAAAGAGAAUCGGCUCGUCUGGUGCAGCUUGAUGGUGCUUUGAGGGAAACUUUUGUGCUCGACAAUUACCUUGAGACCCUUGAUUGUUUAGUUGAUCCUUUGCAUAAUUCAGUGGAGGACCUUAAGCGUGAUGUUCGGUUUGUGCUUGAGAGAAGCAUGGACAAAUAUAUCUUUCAGGCGGUUCUCAAGCAACUGGAAAGAAAGAAUCAGAAGUUUGUAGACCAACUUAUUUGUCUUGAGGUGCACUUAUGCCUAUGCUUUACUGCUAUAAACCGGGCUAGAUCUGUCCUUUUCAAUUAUCUACUUUUUCAUCAAAUUCAUCCAUCUUAACAUUCAUAUCUGUUUCCCUUUUUGGUUUGUGAAAAGUGCUAUUAUGUUGAACUUUGAAUUAGUUAAGGCUCCCAAAAGUUGUAGUUUCACAACACAUAAACACAUUCAAGGGGCAGUGACGUCACACCAUACGUAAAUUCAUAUUCAAACAAGGAGAAGGCAUGAGGCUUGGAAAAUAAAGGAGCAAAAGUAUCAAGGCAUGAGAAUAUGAUGGAAUAAAGCAAAGGAAAAAUUAACAGUAAUAAUCCCAACUAUUGGUGGUCCGCUCAUAAUAAUCUCAACUGUCGAUUAUCUCAGAAUAUUCCCAACUUUAGAGACCUCCCGCCAAUAAUGGUCCGGCGUGACCGACUAUAAAUAAAUUUCUAUAGUUUCUAAAGUGGAUGAGAAGAGAUAUAACAUGUAAUCCCUAUAAAUAAUCCCAAAUUUUAAUUUUCACUCUUAAUUUUUACUCUUAAUAUCCGGUCAUGGACCAUUAUUGGUGAAGAGUCCAUA